Messenger RNA from Lachnellula hyalina, 264 nucleotides. It is a transcript of the gene wip1, whose product is annotated as Inner kinetochore subunit. The transcript is spliced from 3 exons. Gene Ontology annotation, molecular function: protein heterodimerization activity. The record is from RefSeq and is a predicted model, not a curated record. The coding region runs from base 1 to 264 and encodes 87 amino acids. Lineage: Eukaryota; Fungi; Ascomycota; Leotiomycetes; Helotiales; Lachnaceae. Gene Ontology annotation, biological process: chromosome segregation; mitotic cell cycle; kinetochore assembly. Gene Ontology annotation, cellular component: nucleoplasm; kinetochore.
AUGGCAGCUGGUCAGAAGUUAUAUCCUCGGGCAACGGUCAAGAAGAUUGUCAAGGCACACUCUAAACGCAAUGUCACCAAAAAUGUCGAUGUUCUGAUCUUCCUAGAUUACGCUCUCUUCUUACAAACGUUGAUGAAAGAGGCCAGCAUCAACGCGAAACAGGCUGGGGAGCGGGGUAUCAGUGCCAAAAGCGUCAAGAAAGUCGCCGAGGUGUGUACUUUUAUUGCGAAUUCUUUGCUCCGUGUUAAUUGGGCUCUGUCGUAG